Molecule: messenger RNA, 2597 nt
Organism: Carassius carassius (crucian carp)
Lineage: Eukaryota; Metazoa; Chordata; Actinopteri; Cypriniformes; Cyprinidae
Product: peripheral myelin protein 22-like
Exons: 5
Coding region: 169-642 (157 amino acids)
Cellular component (GO): plasma membrane
Source: RefSeq, a predicted model, not a curated record
GAGACACUUUAAAGCUGCUGCUCCACACAGAACAUUAAUCUAGUCGCAGGGAUCUGGACUUUGGAAAUACGCAGUACUUUUGACACGAGUGGCGCGGCUGCAUUUUGGCAUUUUCAUCCAUUUUUGUGGACUUACUUUCUAUUUGAUCGCAAACUGUAAGGAAACAUCAUGCUGCUCCUCUUAAUGGGAAUUGUCGUCUUGCAUGUGGCAGGACUGGUUCUGCUCUUAGUGUCAACUAUAGUCAGUGCAUGGGUUGUUAACCCCAACAGCAGUUCAGACCUCUGGACAAACUGCACCACAGUGAGUGGAGUGUCCAGAUGUGACCCUGCUGACACUGGAGUUUGGAUCCAGGCAGUCCAAGCCAUGAUGAUCCUGUCAAUCAUCUUCAGCUUCAUAUCUCUCUUUCUGUUCUUCUGCCAGCUCUUUACUCUUCAGAAGGGUGGACGCUUUUUGCUCACUGGAGCAUUCCAGAUCUUGGCUAGUCUUUUCGUUAUGUGUGGAGGUAUCAUUUAUACGGUAAUGAACUCCGGAUGGGUCCCUUCCAAAGAGUCCUACGGGUAUUCCUUCAUCCUGGCCUGGAUAGCCUUCCCUCUGGCGUUCAUAAGCGGCUUAGUCUACGUCAUCUUGAGAAAACGAGAGUGAGGUGGCACCACACUCUAGUGGGCGCCACCUGGAAAUACAGCUUUGAAGCCAAAGUAUCGCACUGCAUCCACAGAGAAGUGAAGUCGCGCAGUAUCUUCACCCAGGGGGUCAGUCAAAAUCAACCCCACUGCCACCCCGAAAAGACAUAUUCAAUAAUGUCUUCAUUUAAAGAUGUGUAUAUAGUAUCUUUGGUUUAAAACCUAUUUAUAACAUUUUUUACAUAUAUGUACAUAGUAUUUUAUGUUCGCUCUGUUGACAAAGAACCUCUGAAGAGCUUUUCUUUUAGCUAAUUAAGUGCCUUGAGUGUUUGUUUGUCGCAGACACUUGCAUAAUUAGCCAUAAUGUAUGUUUGUGUCAAUUUUUCUUUCCUCAUAAGGCCAAAAAUACUGAUAAAAAGGUGUUGAUGUAUUUUAACUAAAGUGCAUGUAUUAAAGUAUAGGGACAGUGAAAGGAAGUGUUUUCAAUAAAGCUGCAUUGAGAAUUCAUAGAUGAAGUAAGCUUUUAAUUUUGUUUUCUUAGUUUCCAACAAAAAUGGUGCUAUGUAUUUACCAUUCCUUUUCAGUAAAAGCCAUUUAGAUUUUAUUUAGAAGGACAUAACAUGACUGAAAGCCGAAAUCAGAACGCAAUUUAAUAUUUUGUGCUUGUGCCUAUAACACAAUGCUGUAUAUACAGUACUCACCAAAAAAGGUUCAUUUUAUAAUAAUACAAACAAAAUGUGUUCUGAGUAACGUGGAUAUAUAGGUUUAGAUUUGGGAGAUUGUGAUUGGAGGAACUGUAGUUAAAACAGAGACUAGGAACUAUUGAUUUUAGAGCAGUAUUAGCAGUAGAUUUUGAGAAAGCAGUAAUUUUUUCACUCGGUUUAAUAUAUGUCGCUUAUAUGUUGCAUUUAAAUCCAAAUACUAUUCAAAUGUGUAAUGCCUGAUGUAUUUGAUCACGUGUUAGCCGUUAUUAUAAUCAGGGCAUUACGUAAUAAAACAGCUGAAACGAACCCCUGCAUAUUCAAAUCAAACAAGCAUAAAACAUAUCAAAUGAACAUGAAACAAUGUUAUAGCUUUUUUCAAGUAUCAAAAUGACAGCUUACAAUCCUCUACAUACACAAUAUAUAAAGAAAAGCCUAUUUAAAAGCAUCUAAAGUGGCAGUUUUGUGACGGUGGUGGUGGACACAUCAUAACAUCUGCAUGCAUGGAAAUAUUAUUCAAUACUUGAAAUUUAACAUGCUGCAAUGUCUACCAUUUGAAGAUUCUCCGUUUCUACUCGCAUAACUCUCUGCAAUUCACAAUGUACUGUAAUAGCAUGUGAUUGUAUUAAAAGAGAUAUGUAUUACUUACAAUUAAAGGUCCUAUUCUGAGGACCAUGUAUUAGAUUUGUUCUCCUGUGACACCAAAAACAAUAAAUGUUUUAUGAUUAACUGAAUAUGUUGCCCGUUUUCAUGGUUUUGUAAUGGCCUGAUGAAUGUCAUGACUAAAACCCCUCGUGUGUUUUUUUUUUUUGAUUGAACAAACAAGCUUUAUGCACAGCAGAAUAGUUAGUUUUACCAGCCAUAAAAGAGUUUUAUACUUUUUUCCUUUUUGUGUGUAAAAAAAUAUAAUCAAUAUGUCGUCUUUUCUGACAUGGGACCAGCACUAUAAAAAUGUUGCAUGUGCUCAUUUCCCAACACUAUAACACAUGAAUACUUUAGGCUGCAAUUGUUACUUGAUAUUGUAAGACUAAAACCCUGAAAUAACAAAUCGAAAUGUGUUGUAUUUCAUUUGAUCUGAACAGUUGUAAAUCUUGUACUAUUUGUAUUUAACUGAAUGUCGUGCUGCUCCUUCUGAAAACACCUUGUAAGUCGUGUCUGAAGGAGUUUGAGCUCUGAUGAAGACUGUUCAUUCACAAGAACACAACUCUGUGCCUCUGACUUGCUUCUCUUAUGAAAGCUUGUGUUUGUGUGUUUAUUAAAAGCUAUUACAAAGAAA